Molecule: messenger RNA, 765 nt
Organism: Vollenhovia emeryi
Lineage: Eukaryota; Metazoa; Arthropoda; Insecta; Hymenoptera; Formicidae
Exons: 1
Coding region: 1-765 (254 amino acids)
Source: RefSeq, a predicted model, not a curated record
AUGCUUUUAGGUUUUUGCGAGGAUUACAAACGUGUGGUUAUUAACGCUCGUCAUGAAUUGAUUUUGAUACGAGCGCGCACUGACAACAAUUCAAUCAAGGGAGAUUCGAAGACGGAACCUGAAAUUGAACUACUUAAAGUACAGUGGCGAAUGCCUCACGUUAUGUUGAAUGAGGCCAAUAAACUAUCUUUGUUGCGAGCUUUGGAAAGCGGACUAUAUCUGAGUAUGAGUUUCCGAUCAUGGGAACUGUACGAGUACCCGCUAUUGCAGAGCACAACCCGACAUUCAUGGGCAAUCAAAUCUGCGACUCAGUUAGAGAAACCGCGAUAUGUUAUCUUUGCUCUGCAGACUGGUCGAAAGAAUAUCAUGUCUGAAGAUGCGAGCGUAUUCGAUGACUGUAAUCUGACCAACGUAAAACUUUAUCUCAACUCUGAAUUUUAUCCAUAUGAUGACCUAAAUUUAGACUUCAAAAAAAAUAAAUACGCUAUACUUUUUGACAUGUAUGCACGUUUUCGUAAAGCUUAUUAUGGAUACGACUGCUAUGAAACGCUUUGCACCGUAACCACAUUUUUGACGAAUGGACCUUUCGUAGUCAUCGAUUGCGCGCGACAGAACGAGUCUAUCAAGAGUGCUACUGUGGAUGUGCGCAUAGAAUUUGAUUGCAAGGAGAAUGUGCCUGCAAAUACUACUGCCUACUGUCUCAUCUUGCACGAUCGUGUCAUCGAAUACUGCCCAUUGUCCAAUGUAGUACGCAAAAUCAUGUAA